Gossypium raimondii (Peruvian cotton) is the source of this 2214-nucleotide messenger RNA. RefSeq names its product U-box domain-containing protein 15. The transcript is spliced from 4 exons. Gene Ontology annotation, molecular function: ubiquitin-protein transferase activity; protein binding. Gene Ontology annotation, biological process: cell surface receptor signaling pathway; protein ubiquitination. The record is from RefSeq and is a predicted model, not a curated record. Gene Ontology annotation, cellular component: cytoplasm; nucleus. Bases 168 to 2090 code for a protein of 640 amino acids. NCBI's taxonomy places the organism in Eukaryota, Viridiplantae, Streptophyta, Magnoliopsida, Malvales, Malvaceae.
AUAAACCGCCAAACUAUUAAAAGAAUUAGAAUCUAUAAAUGCUCAUUAGUGGCUGACCCCUCCAUUUUUUUUGCCUUUUUGGUCAUAAUUCACUUUUUUUUUUUGAAGUGAGAGUAUAGAAGGAUUUGUAAGUACCUUUUUGAAAGCUAAGCUUGUGUCGGUUACCUAUGGAGAGCCCGAUUCCGACGGAUUUGAGUUCAUCGGAAGUUUUGGGAGACUGUGAAGUGGCGGCGGCGGCGGCGGUGGUUAGGGAAUUGAUGGAAGUGAUAGAGACCGUUGGAUCUUACGCUGGAUUUAGGAAGACUCAAAGGAAGGAUUGCUUGAAUUUAGUGAGGAGAUUGAAGCUUUUGGUUCCAUUGUUGGAGGAGAUUAAAGAUCAGGUCGGUAACCCAUUGGGUGUUUCGGGUAUGGAUUCUCUGGUUAGUUUGAAGAAAGCAUUGCUUGGAGCAAAGAAAUUGUUGAAGAAUUGUAACCAUGGAAGCAAGAUAUAUUUGGCAAUGGAAAGUGAAGCAGUGCUGUCUAGAUUUCAUGGUGUUUAUGAUAAAUUAAACCAAGCGCUUGAUGGGAUGCCUUAUGAUGAACUUGGAGUUUCAGUUGAAGUGAAAGAGCAAGUUGAGCUAAUGAGAAUGCAACUUAAAAGGGCAAAGAGGCGAACCGAUACACAAGAUAUGGAAUUAGCAAUGGAUAUGAUGGUCGUUUUCUCGAAAACUGAUGAUCGAAAUGCAGACAUUGCUAUACUCGAAAGACUAGCAAACAAGCUCGAGUUGCAUACAAUUGCGGAUUUGAGAGCCGAAACUGCAGCUAUCCGAAAACUUGUGAAACAUAGAGGUGGACACAAUGAAACCGUACAGCAAAUCUUAGACCUUUUGGGAAAGUUCAAACUAAUCGUGGGGAUCGAUGAGACCGUUUCGCUCGAUGGUCCGAUUUCGACGAGAACUCUUCGGAGGUGUCAAUCUUCAUUGAUACCUAAUGAAUUUCUUUGCCCCAUUACAUUGGAGAUUAUGACAGAUCCUGUUAUUGUGGCAACUGGACAGACCUACGAAAGAGAAAGUAUUACAAAGUGGCUAAACUCGAACCAUCGAACCUGUCCAAAGACUGGACAGACCUUGGAUCACUUGUCUCUAGCACCAAAUUUCGCACUCCGUAACCUUAUUCUCCAAUGGUGUGAGAAGAACAACUUUGAGCUGCCAAAGAAGGAUACCUACCCGUCUUCCGAUACCUAUUCAGCCGACCUCAUGGAACAAAUCUCCUUGUUGGUUAAAGAUCUAUCUUCAAGCCACCCAAACGUGAGACGAGACGCGGUCAUGAAAGUCCGAAUGCUAUCGAAAGAAAACCCGGAGAACCGAAUUUCCAUCGCCAACACAGGAGGAAUCCCGGGUUUAGUUCAGCUAUUGUACUAUCCAGACUCCAAGAUCCAAGAACACGCAGUCACUGCACUAUUGAACUUAUCAAUUGAUGAAACAAACAAAAGGCUCAUUGCUAGAGAAGGUGCCAUUAAAGCCAUCAUCGAGAUCCUUCAAAACGGCACCGAUGAAGCUCGAGAAAACUCCGCAGCGGCUUUAUUCAGCUUAUCGAUGCUUAACGAAAACAAAAUUCAUGUGGGAAACUUCAAUGGGAUCCCACCAUUAGUAAGCCUUCUUCAAAAUGGUACCAUCAGAGGCAAAAAAGAUGCUGCCACUGCACUCUUUAACUUGUCUUUAAACCAAGCCAACAAGUCCAAAGCCAUUAAAGCCGGCAUUAUCCCACCAUUGCUUCGUUUGCUCGACGAUAAGAACUUGGACAUGGUCGAUGAGGCGCUCUCAAUCUUGUUGCUUCUCGUGUCACAUCCUGAAGGACGGAAUGAGAUCGGACGGUUGUCGUUUGUUGAGACAUUGGUGGGAAUUAUUAGGAGCGGGACACCGAAGAACAAAGAAUGUGCCGUUUCAGUACUCUUGGAACUCGGGUUGAAUAAUUCGUCGCUUACAUUGGCUGCACUUCAGUUCGGUGUUUAUGAACCGUUGAGAGAGAUCGCCAUUAAUGGGACAAAUCGAGCUCAAAGGAAAGCUAAUUCAUUGUUGCACCAUAUGAGUAAGUGUGAACAUAUUCCUUGAAACUUUCUUCAAAUGGUUCCUAAAUUGUCUCUGCAAACUGUAAGUUUAUGCCCAAGUAAAUGUUAUUCCCUGUGUAAAACAAGCUCUAUUGCAGUAUUUUUUUAACCGGUCACUUUGCUAGUCA